This is a messenger RNA of Penicillium cataractarum, 1353 nucleotides long. RefSeq lists its product as uncharacterized. Gene Ontology annotation, molecular function: protein binding. The record is from RefSeq and is a predicted model, not a curated record. Lineage: Eukaryota; Fungi; Ascomycota; Eurotiomycetes; Eurotiales; Aspergillaceae. Gene Ontology annotation, cellular component: Golgi apparatus; TRAPP complex. The transcript has 4 exons. The coding region runs from base 1 to 1353 and encodes 450 amino acids.
AUGGCGUCCCCGGCUUUGCAUCAGCGCAAUGCAUCUAGAUCUUCACGGCCCCGCAGCUCAACACGCGGUCCUUUAGAUGUAUCAGAUGACCCACUUUCACUCUCGUCAUUAUCCAUCUCCCCUAGUGCCGAUAAACAUCCCUUAUCUCAAACCGACGGCUUCUCCGGGUCCUCCUUCCACGAUCUAGACCCGCUGGCUCCAGACGAUCUGCCAGAAACUCUAGGCAAAGAUCUCUCAUUCCUCUUGCGCAAUAACAUAUUCCAUCCUCUCUCGCAGGUUGAUAUUCCUUCACCACUCCGCUCGGAAUUUGUUGUCCUCAACCCUGGCGAACCCCUUUCAUCCUCACUUGGUCUCCUGGAGAAGCUACUCUCAGAAGGUCGCUUCCUAGUCGCCGCACAUUUCGCCAGCUCCAUCUUAACAUCCUCCUUAAUUUCACCGACUGAUAUCAAGGUGAUAUUCUCAUUGUUUUACACGCGCCUGGCUUGCCUGGAAUUGUCUGGCAACACGGUACUCGCAGCCCAGGAGUCCAAGGCUCUGGAGGAUCUCAAUUCCACAUUUUACUACAUCGACUCCAGUUUGGACGACACUGAGGCUGAGAAACAGCACGAGAAAGUUCAUACAGACUUUCCUCGCCACAUUGUGCCAUGGCCACUUCGAGUGCUAGCGGUGCGGCUUCAAAGCAUUGGAUUUGGGGACUCCCGAAGAAGUAUUGGUGGCUUGUAUGAGAUCGGGUUGGAAGCACGAAGCCAAAUCAUGAGGAAUGAUUGCAGCGACAGCGAACGGAAGAUUUGGAGAGAGAGGCUGGCGGAUCUUGGAAUCCGAAGCGUUAAUGCUCUGGUGGAAAUGGGAGACCUGGAUGCAGCGAAGCGAUCACUCGAGUCUCUCCGGGCUUCUGAGGAUACAGAGGCCAUGAAAUUAAGAAAGUCGCUUCUUUUCUUGCGAAUAGGUGACCUCGAUGCCGCAGAGCGAGUUUUCGGGGAUUCUCGCGAGUCGAAGGAGGCGGCUCUCUUGAAGCCACUUCUGAGCAUGUCGGAGGGUCGCUAUCAAGACGCAGUGACCGAGUGGCGAGCCCUUCACGAAGAUACGCAAAGGACAGAUAAGGCUCUAGUAGGUCAAAAUCUGGCCGUGUGUCUUCUUUACUCUGGGAAGCUGGACGAGGCGCGCCAACUCUUAGAGGACCAGGUUUCCGCCCACCAUUCGUUUGGCAGCCUAAUUUUCAACCUCUCAACCGUCUAUGAGCUCUGCUCCGACAGUGCUGGGACAUUGAAGGGAAAAUUGGCUGCAACCAUCGCAGAGCAACCAGUAUCCGGCCAGACCAAUUUAGACCGGCCUAACACUGACUUUAAGCUAUGA